This is a messenger RNA of Miniopterus natalensis, 7894 nucleotides long. RefSeq names its product Rho GTPase activating protein 42 (gene ARHGAP42). Gene Ontology annotation, molecular function: GTPase activator activity; protein binding. Gene Ontology annotation, cellular component: cytoplasm. The record is from RefSeq and is a predicted model, not a curated record. NCBI's taxonomy places the organism in Eukaryota, Metazoa, Chordata, Mammalia, Chiroptera, Miniopteridae. Gene Ontology annotation, biological process: signal transduction.
CCGCGACCGCGCGUCGCAGCGCAGGCCACGGUCUCCGACUGUCCCCGCCCUGACCGCCGGCCCGGACGUGUCCCCGGCGGCCGCUGGCAGUGCCUGUGCCAUGGGGCUGCCUACGCUGGAGUUCAGCGAUUCCUACUUGGACAGCCCGGAUUUCAGGGAGCGCCUGCAGUGCCACGAGAUUGAGCUGGAGAGAACCAACAAGUUCAUCAAAGAGCUGAUCAAGGACGGCUCCCUGCUCAUUGGGGCGCUGAGGAAUCUGUCUAUGGCAGUACAGAAAUUUUCUCAGUCACUGCAAGAUUUCCAAUUUGAAUGUAUUGGUGAUGCAGAAACAGAUGAUGAAAUUAGCAUUGCUCAGUCGCUGAAAGAAUUUGCAAGACUACUCAUCACAGUAGAAGAAGAGAGGAGACGACUGAUUCAAAACGCUAAUGAUGUAUUAAUUGCGCCCCUUGAGAAAUUCCGAAAAGAACAAAUAGGUGCAGCAAAAGAUGGAAAGAAGAAGUUCGACAAGGAGAGUGAAAAAUACUAUUCCAUUCUUGACAAACACUUAAAUUUGUCUGCAAAGAAAAAAGAGUCUCAUUUACAAGAGGCAGAUACACAACUUGACCGAGAACAUCAGAACUUCUACGAAGCGUCACUAGAAUAUGUCUUUAAAAUUCAAGAAGUUCAAGAAAAAAAGAAGUUUGAGUUUGUUGAACCGCUUUUGUCGUUCCUUCAGGGCUUGUUUACUUUUUACCACGAGGGAUAUGAACUCGCCCAGGAAUUUGCACCAUAUAAACAACAGCUGCAGUUCAACUUGCAGAAUACAAGGAAUAAUUUUGAAAGUACUCGACAAGAGGUAGAGCGGCUGAUGCAGAGAAUGAAGUCGGCCAACCAGGAUUACAGGCCACCCAGCCAGUGGGCGAUGGAAGGCUACCUUUACGUCCAGGAGAAACGACCACUUGGUUUUACAUGGAUUAAACAUUAUUGUACAUAUGAUAAGGGAAGUAAAACAUUCACAAUGAGUGUUUCAGAAAUGAAAUCCAGUGGGAAAAUGAACGGCCUUGUCACCAGCUCACCAGAAAUGUUUAAAUUAAAAUCUUGUAUCCGAAGAAAGACAGAUUCAAUUGACAAGCGAUUCUGCUUUGACAUAGAAGUCGUCGAAAGGCAUGGGAUCAUCACAUUGCAGGCCUUCUCAGAAGCUAAUCGGAAACUCUGGCUUGAAGCCAUGGAUGGCAAAGAACCAAUUUAUACCCUGCCUGCCAUUAUGAGCAAGAAAGAAGAAAUGUACUUAAAUGAAGCAGGGUUCAACUUUGUGAGAAAAUGCAUUCAAGCUGUGGAAACAAGAGGCAUCACAAUUUUAGGCCUCUACCGAAUCGGAGGAGUGAACUCCAAAGUUCAGAAGCUCAUGAACACCACAUUUUCUCCCAAGUCCCCUCCUGAUAUGGAUAUCGAUAUUGAACUGUGGGAUAAUAAAACAAUCACAAGCGGACUGAAAAACUACCUCAGGUGCCUUGCAGAACCACUGAUGACUUACAAGUUACACAAAGAUUUUAUUGUUGCUGUUAAAUCUGAUGACCAAAACUACCGGGUGGAGGCUGUACACGCAUUGGUGCACAAAUUGCCGGAGAAAAACAGAGAGAUGCUGGACAUCUUAAUAAAGCACCUGGUCAAAGUAUCACUACAUAGCCAACAAAAUCUCAUGACUGUCUCAAACCUUGGUGUCAUAUUUGGCCCGACUCUUAUGAGAGCACAGGAAGAAACUGUGGCUGCUAUGAUGAAUAUUAAGUUUCAGAAUAUUGUGGUCGAGAUCCUGAUAGAGCACUAUGAAAAGAUCUUUCAUACUGCCCCGGACCCCAGCAUCCCUCUUCCCCAGCCUCAGUCUCGGUCUGGAUCCCGGAGGACUCGAGCCAUCUGCCUCUCGACAGGCUCCCGGAAGCCCAGAGGCAGGUACACUCCGUGCUUGGCAGAGCCCGAUAGCGACUCCUAUAGCAGCAGCCCAGCCAGCACACCCAUGGGGAGCAUCGAGUCCCUGUCCUCUCACUCCUCUGAACAAAACCACACGACAAAGUCUGCUUCCUGCCAGCCCAGGGAGAAAUCGGGGGGCAUCCCUUGGAUUGCAUCCCCUUCACCUUCCAAUGGACAGAAAAGUCUUGGUCUCUGGACAACUAGUCCUGAAUCCAGUUCUAGAGAAGAUGCAACCAAAACGGAUGCAGAAUCAGAUUGCCAGAGCGUCGCCUCCGUCACUAGCCCAGGCGACUUUUCCCCUGCCAUUGACCUGGCCAAGAAAGGGCCUCACGGGACUUCAGGACAGAAAAGAGCCUCGGCUACCUUUCUCAGAUCCAUCUCUACAGCCGAAGGAAACAAGAGCUACAGUGGUUCCACUCAAAGCUUAACUUCCAUAGGUUCCAAAGAGACGCCUAAAGCCCCACCAAACCCAGACCUGCCUCCAAAAAUGUGCAGGAGGUUAAGGCCAGACACUGCCUCGAGCAAUGGCUACCAGCGGCCUGGCUCCAUUGUGGCAGCAAAAGCCCAACUGUUUGAAAGUGUUGGUUCAGUGAAGCCAGUUUCUUCUGGGCGCCAAGCCAAAGCCAUGUACUCCUGUAAAGCAGAACACAGCCACGAGCUCUCCUUCCCGCAGGGGGCAAUAUUUUCUAAUGUGUACCCAUCAGUGGAACCAGGAUGGUUGAAGGCAACUUAUGAAGGCAAAACAGGACUAGUUCCAGAAAAUUAUGUUGUCUUCCUCUAAUACUAUUUAGCGGAUGGCAGUAUCUUCAUGGUAUCCAUGGUAACAAAUAAUAAGUGCUAUGAUUUUAUCUGACACAGAUAUGGGGAUCAGCCCACUAAAUGAAAACAGCCAAUUUCUGUCAAGUCCUGUACCAGCAGACUACGUAGCUCCCUAUUAAUGGAAAAGAAAAAAAAGUUUAAAUUGUCAUUCUUUUAAUUAUUUGGCUAGUUUCUUAUUUAAAAAUAUCUUUAACUCUCCACAAUGUCUCUUCCAUAGCAAUUGAGAAUUUCAAAUACUGUGUAAGUACUAUAUCCCAGAAAUCUGAAAACUAGAAAUCUGAUAUAAGGAUUUUGGGAUCUGCCCUUAACUGUCUCGCAUUCUCUUAGGAACCUUGAAAUCAUUACUUAAAAAUGUAAUUUAAAUUGUUCAUUUAUUAUUUUUUCUUAAAAAUAUACUGCUUUUAUAUAUGAUUGUUUUGCUGGUCCUAAACAUUUCAAGAAAAUAAGGGUUUUUUUAAUGUAACUUUAUUUUUGUUUACCAAGUAAGGUGAUAAUACUAAAAAGCAAUGAUGUAUAUGAUGUCUGUAAAUGAAGCCAAAUUAAGUCAUACACUGAGUCCACUGUAAACACUCCAUGCAGCAUUCCGGACACCUUCCGAAGGCUUUGAGCAGGGAUCAGCAAACUAUUCCUAUAAAGGCCUGACAGUAAAUACUUUGUCCUUUGCAAGCCCAUAGUCUCCAUCACAAUAUUUAACUCCGCCAUUAGCCUAAAGCAGCCAUAGACAAUAAAUAGAUGAGCAUGACUGUGUGCCAGCACAGCUUUAUAUACAGACCCUGAUAUUUGAAGAUCACAUAUUAUCACAAGACACGGAAUAGUCCUCUUUGACUUUUAAAAAUCCACUUUAAAAUGCAAAAGUCGUUUUCAGCUGCUGGGUCAAACAAAAAUAGGCAGCAGGUCAAACGUGACUCAUGGAUCAUGGUUUGCUGAGUCCUGAUUUAGAGGAUGCAUAAAACUACCUUUAUAACUUAGGGAUUUCUAUGCAAUGUUACCACAUUAAGAUAUAAAUACUGAUAAAUCAUAUGCACAUAUACUCUGCUAGUAGAAGAAUCAUAACGGCAUCACAAAAGUAUAAUUUCCAUAAGAGGAAAACAAUGUGAUAGUGUAGGCUUACAACUUAAGUUCUACUUGUAACACUCAAGUGUCAAAGAAUUUUGCUGAUACCUAAUUUUGGCUAAUGAGAAAUUCUCUACACAUGAUAAAGAAAUUUUUAAGACACUAGUAGAGAAGCUUUGCCUUCAAAAGUCUGUGCUUAGUUAAAACAGAAUUUAAACUUAAAGGUACAGGAUUCUUAACUGAUUUUUGGACCACAAAAUUUUAAAAUGGUUUUAUCAUUUUUAGCAGGAAUAAAAUGUGUACAUGAUUUUUCUUAAAUGCCAUUCAAUUUACAGUCUUUAUUAGGAAUUGCACUGAAUUUAUAGAGUAUAGAAAUUAACUACCCAUUUAUAUAUACCAUCAACAUCUGGCCACACAUUUCUAUUAUUUCAACAAUUCUAUUUCAGUAAUUCUGGCAUAUUAUUUCUACAAAUAUUUGCAUGUGGCAAAGAGCCUUUCUUCUCAAGGUUUCAAAAAGCUGGUUACCUGCCAUUUAACCGUCACCGUGCUGGCCCAUUAGGCUCUAUUUUCCUUGUUACUUCAGAGUUCUCCACUGUAGAUGCUCAGGUAUUGACUGUAUAAAACUCUCUUUAUGUGAUAUUAUAAUCUGUAAUCUCAGUCUCUUCUACUUUAAAUUAAUGUUUCUAGAGUUAAUAGAGUAUACGCUCACACACACGUACACAACUAUGCCUUGGAGCAUUUAUGCUUUUCAAAUAAAAAUGGAAACAUAGAGUAGAAUUUAAAAGUAAAGAGAAUAACAGUAGGUGGAGUCACAACCAGAAGUAAAUAUCAGUGCAUUGGAAUAAAAAAUAUUUAACGUUAUAAAAAUUAGUAAUAUAAUGAAAAAAUCUGAUAAAUGGGGUUUAUCUUUCCUUUGCUGUUCAUUUUUUGGACACAGUAAUUGAGUGUUGCUGGAGCUUCUUGAUCUCUGGAUCCUGGGUGGCCCUUACUAGUAAUAAUAGCAUUGCUGACACCCUUGACUGCCCUCUGCUGGAACAGAAGGUUUUCUUUCCAAUGUACCCACCAGUCCCUUAGUCCUUACAACACUCGCAGUGUAAGUACCUUGCCAUCAUCUGGCAGCCUACCAAAUUAGAACCUCUUAAAGCAAAUUGAUUUUCUUUCAAAGACCAACUUGACUCCAAAAAGAGAUUCAGAAUUCUACUUCACUUACUGCUGCAUAAGGAAAGCUCACCCUUCAUUUUAUUUUAACACAGACCAGAGUAUUCCUGCCUCCGAGUUGUCUGUGAGCUAAUUCGUCCGAUGCUCGGUCAGAAAUUAAGCUUUUGCUGUCUAGGAUGUGGGCGUGAAGCUCUCCUCCUCCUGGUGAGGCCUGUCUUGUGGCCGUACUUGCUGUGGAAGCACGAAAGUGCUUCCUCAAAUUGUGUUUUUGUUUGAAGUUUUAAUCUUACAGAUUUGUGAGGAUGGUUCUUUUUUCCUCAUACCAAUUACAUGUAUAAGCAAGUCAUGGCCAUACGUUGGAGAGAGACUACAGCUGCUUUUCUCAAGAAGUACAUUUCCUGCGGAUAAGAUAUUUAUGAGCAUAGAGAAAAUGAAAACCUGUGCUCUAAACCACAAUAUUAAUCGCACAAGAAGAUAAUGCCAGUCAUUGGAAGAUCACAUUCAAAAUUGUAACAGCAUUUCAACAAUGAAACCUUAACUUUUCAGAGACCAUGUGAAGUUCAGUUAGAAUUGCUACAUCCACAGCUCCAAGCACACAAUGCGGACACCCUGAGCACUGGUUGCAAUAUGAAGAUGAGAUGGAUGAGCCUAAGUCAUCGUGUGCGUUACGUGAAAGCAGCCCCAAGUGCAAAACAUUUAUGUAUUUAACAGGUGACUCUUGUGCCAUAACUCUACCAAGUUUAAAGAAACUAGUCUGUCAACUGAAGGCUCUUUCUGUUCUGUGAAUAUGUAUGUCUGAACAGUAAAAUAAUGUUUGUAUUCCUGUGAAGUCCACGAAGUGUGAGGAAGUACCACUUCUCCCUGAGUGAUGCGAGUGCUCUCCUAACUGCUUUGCAGCACGAAUGAGAGUGACCAGGUUUCUCAGCAGUGGCUUGACUGCUGCCUCUUUCAGGGAUGGUGCAGGAAAACAGAGCACCUUCCAGUCCUGAACGAUCCAGGUUCCCAACUAGGAAAAAUAAAGAUACAUAAUCACUUUUAUUUCAUUCCUAUUCUGGAUAUUUGGUUUAAAUCUUGUGGCAUGCUUUCUAAAUUUCCACUGCGUUGUAAGGAAAAUAAACCUGGCACCUUAAUCCCGUGACGGGAACACUUGCUGAGCUCCUCCCAGUCUCAUUCUUCAGGCUGUGUCUGAUGUGAGAAAGGGUACCAUCCACACUGAUGCUGGCGCAGAGGAGUCCCAUAGAGCCUGCCUUCGACAACUUCACUGUGUAGCGAACCCCCUGAGUUAGCAUCUAAAACCCCAAUUUGAUUUACACUUUAUUGACUGAAGUUAGAGGCAGAGCAAUUUAGGAACAGAUUUUGUUCUUUGGUUUUAAAAUAUAAGUUGCAGCUGUUACUCUGACCUAAAAACACUGGGUGGGACCCACAAAACAUAUCUCCUGGUAAAGGAAAAACAAAACAAACAAAACCAGAGACUUUACAAUUGUCCAGAAGUUAUCUUGCUCUUGACUACAAGUUUUUCACUUAGACUAGAAAUUGCUGUUUAAUUUUGCCUCCUACCCUUUUUGGUUACCUUCCAAAAUCAAAGCACAUUUUACAAAUGAGGUUAAUUUAACCUUUCUGAGUAGAAUAUAUCCCGGCUGUCUCCUGUUGACCCACAGACUUAAUAUCAGUUAUUUAUCAACUAGUCUCACAUCUCUUGAACACAUUCCUUGAAUCCACCCAUUGUCACCAGUAUCUUCCUGCUCAGAUGUGCCAGUUCCACUUGGGAGUAACCUUAUACAAACCCAGGCUUAUGAGUGACAUGGACUCUUAGAGGAUCAGAUCAAUAAAUAGGAUUUUUUUUUAGGGCAGCUGCACCUACUGUUUUAAAUAAGGAAUCUCAAAUAGAAUGUUGACCACACUCACAGCAAGCCAGGCAGAAAACCGAUCUACCUAUUCUAGGCCAGUGUUUAGAAGCAGUUGUAUGAGGUACGGAGUCCAAUAGGUCCUCACUUCUCCGCCUGGCACCCAUGAGAAAGAUGCCGAGCUCAGAGCUGAGUAUUUCUCGGUGCUAGAGGGAGAGAUGGAGUCUGUGUGCUUACUGAAGAGUCCCAAAAGGCAGGAGCCAUUUAAAAUUAUUACAGACAUAGCCUCUAUCAUCAUAGAUGUUUGUGUACAAGGCUACGUGAGGAACUUAAGUAUCGGAGGUGGGUGGGGGCUGAAGGUGCCAAGACCACCUUAAUUAGAAGACCAUUUCCUCCUCUCUCGUAUUAUCUGCUUCUUCUCAGCAGUGUUUCCCACGGUCUUCACCCUUCCAGGGUUGAGAGCAACCCAGCUUUGCCUUGAAUCCGCUCAGUCUCUUAGAUUAAAAUGUGCAUUUUUCUGUAUAUGGCAGCAUGGUUAGAGGUUUUAUGUCUGCCUCUGUAUCUUCAGUCACCUCUCUUUUACAGAGCACACUGCCUACACGUGAUUUAUGCUUAAAUUCAGAGGUAUCACCACAUAUUGAGAGCUGUGAUUUCAAGAUUCUUCUUGAAUUCUGAGCUGAAACCUUUACAAAUAAAUAGGGAGUUUGUCAGGGAAGACGACUGUUUUUUUAAAAUUCAGAAUUCUAUUUAUAUACUGUUAAAAUUAGAGGUACUAUAGUUUAUAUAAAAUUUGAAUAUUUAGAUAUUAUAUUUCAGUACUAGGAAUUUCUUUGCAGCCAUUAACAUGACAAAUAAAAUAAUAAAUAUGAAAAUGACAGUAAAUUAUCAUAUUGAAUUUUUUGUUUAUUUUGUAGUGUUUCUGUAUUUAUCUGCACUUUGUGUAUAUAUAUAUACACACAUACAUACAUAAACAUGUAAAUAACCUUAUGUUAUUCCUAAUCUAAAUUGCCACAAUAUUUUUGAUGUAUGUUUACACUGUAUUUUAAAUUACUUUAAAAAUAAAUGAUGUAAGCACA